AUGUCCAACCUUUCAGAGGACAGAAAACCUGCUUCUCUCACACGCUUUGGUCAGUGUGCUUACACAGCCGAGGAGCAGCAAGCUGUUCACAAUGCACUUCGACAGAAGCUCGGCCCAGAAUUUAUCAGUACCAGGAUGGCUGGAGGUGGACAAAAGGUGUGCUACGUCGAGGGCCACCGUGUCAUCAGCCUGGCCAAUGAGAUGUUUGGAUAUAACGGCUGGUCUCACUCCAUCUCGCAACAGACCGUCGACUUUGUCGACCUGGUCAACGGGAGAUUCUACGUUGGCGUGAGCGCUUUUGUCAAAGUGCAACUAAAGGACGGAGCGUUCCAUGAGGACGUGGGUUACGGAGUGAGUGAAGGUCUGAAGUCGAAGGCUUUGUCCCUGGAGAAAGCAAGAAAGGAGGCUGUCACUGAUGGAAUGAAGAGAGCGCUCAAGUGCUUCGGAAACGCAUUGGGAAAUUGCAUCUUAGACAAAACAUACCUACAGGCGAUUAACAAGAUUCCCAAACAGCCGCUGCCCGCUCUGGACCCGGCCCAGACCAAACGCUCGGAAACCGAGCCUUCUUUGGAGAAGGCUCGUUAUGAAAGCUUGCUCCGAGAGGCUCAACCCGCCGUCGCCCAGCCGGUCGUCGAUCUGAGAAAACGCUUUUCAGAAACGCACACCCCUUCAGCUACAGAUGUGGAAAAUAAGAGCGGAGGCUCUAGGCAGAUGGAGACGCCGUCUUCAUCCAAGUUGCUCACAGACCCCAAGCAGCUGCGCAAGCUACGGCAACAGCAGCUUCAACAGAAGUUCCGCAGGGAACUGGAGGCCAAACAGCAGCAGCAGAAGCAAGAGGACAUCAAAACGGAGAACCUGGAGGUGCUCUUUGGAGAAGAUGAUGCCGAAUUUUGGAAUUUGCCCCUGAAUGGAACGGACGAGCCAGGCACGUCCGACAGGGCGCUUAGGCCGAGCACGCCCAAUACUCACAAGAUGCAAACUCGCAGAAAGACGCCACAAAGAACAGGGCAGCAACAGCAGAGGUUCCGCAACGAAAUGGAGGCCAAACAGCAGAAGCAGGAGGAUGUCAAAACGGAGAACCUGGAGGUCCUAUUUGGAGAAGAAGAUCCCGAAUUUUGGAAUUUGUCUCCGAAUGGAGUGGAGGAUCAAGGCACGUCUGACAGGGCGCUUAGGCAGAGCACGCCUAAUAAUCGCAAGAUGCAAACUCGUGGAAAGAUGCCGCAACUGACGGGGCAGCAGCAGCACUCAGAUGGCACAGGACAAGCAUGGCUGCAUCAAGGAAGACCAGUUGAACACCGGAGUCCAUACCGUGGCAGUCAGUUCAUGAAGAAACGCAGAUUGGACCCUUGA
Messenger RNA from Nerophis lumbriciformis (worm pipefish), 1350 nucleotides. NCBI's taxonomy places the organism in Eukaryota, Metazoa, Chordata, Actinopteri, Syngnathiformes, Syngnathidae. The record is from RefSeq and is a predicted model, not a curated record.